AUGCACGGCACUCACGCGUCGGCACUUGUGUUCGCUCCGGCGGUCGGGCGCAGACUGGCGUAUCGCGCGCGCACGCCGGCCCGGAAGGAAGCUGAAGCUGAAAGUUCGCAAGUAAAAGUUUUAAGGCUCGCUUACAAUGGCGCUCGGCCAAUCUCAUUGAGACUAGCCAACUGCGCAGGAGAUAUUAUAGUGCAUAAGUGUACGCGCAGACACAACGUGCACUCUCUAUUCCUGUCACUCUCAUACUCUGGUGGGACGACCACUCGACACGACCAGAGAGAGUUAAGGCAAAGGACCGACGGUUUUACGUGCUCCCCGAGGCACGGGGGUGAAACGCCGCCUACUUCCCAACUACGGGCUGUUACUGAGGCUUACUAUACAGAAAGACUCAAUAAC
Molecule: messenger RNA, 396 nt
Organism: Brenthis ino (lesser marbled fritillary)
Lineage: Eukaryota; Metazoa; Arthropoda; Insecta; Lepidoptera; Nymphalidae
Source: the annotation of a GenBank genome assembly